AUGCAGGAGUCUUCCACUUCUCUGGCUAUGGAUGGCUACUCCAGCAAUGUGCCUGCAUUUCUCACCAAGCUGUGGACCCUGGUGGAGGACCCCGAGACCAACCAUCUCAUCUGCUGGAGCGUUAAUGGCACCAGCUUCCAUGUUUUUGAUCAAGGCCGGUUUGCGAAGGAGGUCCUGCCCAAGUACUUCAAACACAACAACAUGGCUAGUUUUGUGCGGCAGCUGAAUAUGUAUGGCUUUAGGAAAGUGGUCAAUAUUGAGCAAGGUGGACUUGUCAAGCCAGAGCGGGAUGACACCGAGUUCCAGCAUCUCUAUUUCCUUCAAGGCCACGAACAUCUCUUAGAACACAUCAAAAGGAAGGUAUCGGUUGUGAAAAGCGAAGAAACCAAGAUGCGCCAGGAAGACCUGAGCAGGUUAUUAUAUGAGAUCCAGAUCCUCAGAAGUCAGCAGGAGACGACGGAGUGUCAAGUGCAGGACUUGAAGCAGCAGAAUGAAGUUCUGUGGAGGGAAGUUGUGUGUCUGAGGCAGAAUCACUCGCAACACCAGAAAGUGAUCAAUAAGCUGAUUCAGUUUCUGUUCGGGCAGCUCCAAUCAAGCCCCAGCAACGCUGGAAUAAAGAGAAAACUACCUCUUAUGCUGGAUGAUGGAAACUCUGCUCCUCAAGUGUCAAAAUUCCGGAGGCAUUUGUCCGUGGACCCACUCCACGACUCCUAUUUCAUUCAGUCGCCCUGUGCAGAACCUGCCUCAUGUUUAAACAGCCCUGCCAUCACUGGAGGGCCAAUCAUAUCAGAUGUUACAGAAGCAUCGCCGUCAAAUGCUGUGGUAAUGCCGCCUCCUCCUGACAGUGAAAGAGCAGAAAUGGGCGACCCUUUAGAUGGUGCUGAUUUGAAUUUGGAAGGCCUUCAGAUCUUGCUGAGAAGCCAGCAGUACAAUCUGGAAGCCACCGGCUCUUUGGAUGUUUUCAACCCCACCGUUUCUGCAAGUGAAUGGAAUUUGAAUGACAUGGAGGCAAGUUUGUCCUCGUUCGUAUUUCUGCAUCAAGAUGCAGAAUCCCACUGUGGAUCUGGAGAAGAAUGCAACUGAGAUGUCCUAUCAAGCGUGAAAGCCUCCGUUCAACGCCCCCUGCCCAGGAGAGAAGUCAGUCUGGAGAGCACCCAACGGCACCUUGUUGGCAAACCACGAAUCCUUUGAGAAGCAACUUCGUAAAAGUACCUCAAAGUUUCACCUCCUUAUGCUCAGUCUGGAAAUGCAGUUUCCGUCAUGUCCUUUGCGGACUUUGGGAAAAGCCUCCCAUAAAGCUGACCUCUCUGUAUGAGAAUGACGUGUGAGCUUUUGCUUAGUUUUAUGAGGCAGUUUGUGCCUUUCCUUUUCUACCAUGUUUACCACAGUGAAUAUCAAGGAGUGGACAUCUGUCUCGGUACAGUUCCUGCUGCUGCUUUCUCAAAAGUUAUACCCUAAUUUUCACUGUGCAUCUUCUUUAGCAAUGAAAGGGGAAUAUCUGGGUUUUUUCCCUGGAUCUCCCACCAUGUUAUUCUGGAAUUCUACAGGAAUAUCUAAACUUAGUUUCUUCUUUUGUUUGAUCUGCUACUGAAAAUCAGGUGAGGAGGUGGCCAGUCCUUUGACACUCCUUUGCUGCUGUUUAACUCUCACAACAAGUUUUUGUUGAAGAGAAUUUUGUACCUCAGUAAAAAGAUGCCUACCUUCUCACAAUUGGUCUCAACCGGUCCUUCUUCCUGAUUAUUUUUCUUCAUUAUUGGAACUUGAGCAUCUAUAAUAUGCUUCAUUAUUGGAACUUGAGCAUCUAUAAUAUUGGCCUGAUCCUGUUUGAGACUUGUUACACUAUUAAGUGCUUGAGAUGGGACUACGUUGUUGGGUGAGAAUCCACAAGGGGACAGAGUUCGAUGUGUCAGGAUCAGGUUGGCCAUCGAACAACUUGCCUUGAUCAGAGUCUAUUACUUGUUCAGACAAGAGUUGCACUGGAACGGAAAUGUAUUUGGAGGAGAAUGUCUUUGAUGUAGUGGAUAUGCUUGCAAGCAUUUAUAUUCCAAUUUGACUUUUCCAGCAUUCAUAUGAGCACUACUAGUUGUUAGAAUGCUAGUUAAGAGGGUUUUUUUUUAAAGUUGCAAAAGGCCUUUAACAUCUUAAACUUGCAACCUAUUUCACUGAGAGAACUAAAUACUUAAGUGUUUAAGAAGCUGAAUUUCUAAAAGCAAAAUUUGAAAAUGUUGCCAAAUUUUAAAUGUAUGUUUGCUCCUGUUUGCAUUCCCUUAAAAUGGCACAUGACUCGGGGGUGGGGGAGGAACUGGAGUAUAUGAGGAAGCACUUAGAUGUCACAUACUUCCUGCAAACAGAGUGCCAGGUGCAAAAACAUACAGUACUCUCCCUUUUCCAUCUCCACUGCAAAUGUUCCCCUUUUCCCUUUGUCAAUUUACCCUGGUUCAUUGAGCACAGUUACCCCCAAGGCAAUUAUAGAGUAACACAAGAUGGAACAUGAUUAACCCAAGUUUUGGACUGUAUCAUCCAUGGUCUACAAAGAAAUUGCCAAAAAUAUGUGAUAAUCAGUUGGGUGGGGAGGCUAGAAGGCAUCUGCCAUGUUGGGUCAGUAUACUGGACAAGUGUAAAAACCAGCACUCCGUUACCUCAGGGAAGGUCUUUGUAUAAAAUGCUCCUAUUUAGCUGGUGUGGAAAAGGAAGUUGACUCCAGAAAGACUCUCUUAUACUCUGGGAUAUUUCAGAUUGUGUGUGGAAAUAAAACCCUAGCAAAAAAAAAGCUGCAGGCUUUUCAUAUACUGCCAAAUGAGAAUAUAAGGGCUGUUUUCACACUGCUUACUGGCUACAGAACAUCACGUUGUUCUCACGCAAAAUCACGCCAGGAAGACACUGUUGUUCCGGGAGCUCGGCGCAAUGUUCUGUGGCCAGUAAGCAGUGUGAAAACGGCCAUUAUCUGGCUUCCUUAGCAUUCACUGAAUCGCCUUGAUUUUUACUCAGAGAGAUACUUUAGGCAUGCCUACACCACAGAGAGAUAUCAGGUUGUAUGCCACUUUACUGUCAAGGCUUUCCCUCCAAAAUCCUGGGAACUACGGUUUGGUAAUGGGACUGAGAAUUCUUUCUUUAGAGGCCCUGAACCGGAGUUCCCACAGAUUUCCUGGAAAGAGGGAAUAUCAGUUAAUUCAAGUUUGUAGUGUAGAGACACCCUUUGAAUAUCUGGGCUGCCAGAGAAUAAAUAGGUUGCAAGCAAAUUAAUUUGAGACAGAGUUUAGCAGGGCUGCAUCCUGAAAUACAGUGCUCAGUUUUAGAGCUAAGACCUAGAAUAUAUUAACACUCAAGAGUAUUUGUACAAAUUGUCUUUUCCUCAGUAUUGAGUAAGCUCACCAGCCUUCAUACAUCUGUAUUAGGAGAACAUGACUUCUGGGAAGGUUUGACCCCCCCCCACCCCAGCACAGGUGAUUGUAUGGUGCAUGAACGGGGGAAGGGACAUUUCAACAUCUUGAUUCUGAGAUAUUUUCUGCAUCUUAAAUUCUUCUCAGGUGCACAGUAGGUUUAUAUGCAGUAAAUGUACUUCAGUUCUCAAACCAGGCUUCUUACAGAAGAUAAUGGCAGGUUUAUGGUUUAAUUAGAUCUUUCAGUAUUUUCCAAGUCUCUUUUGUUUACAGAUACCUCUGAUCAGUCCAGUGAGUGAGUUCACUGUCAAUGAUUGAUAUGAAGGGGCAAGACAGAAGGGCAGGAGGUGAGGCCAGCCUGCCCCCUGGCCUUUUUGCAACUCAAUCCAUCACCUUUAGACACAUUUUUUCUAGGUGCCUUAGACAACAUUUACAGAUAUAGUUGCACCCCCCUCCUUUCACAACAAAGAGUAAAGUUUCCAAGCAGGAGUAAUUUAUAUAGUCAUCACAUCUCUAUUUCUGUUGGAGGUUUUUUGAAACUGGCUAAUUAGAACAAACAUCAAUGGGGUAAGUCUUCCAAGCAUUUUUCUUAAAGAGCAUCGUGUGAUUAUAUCUGUUGGCUAUUUGAUGCUUUGUUAAGGUUACUUGAAAUUGAUUCGCUGAUCCUACCAUUUUGCACUAUGCUAUUUAUUUGUAAAGUUUUACAAUGUAUGCUAAUUAAAGGGGUUUUUUUGUCCUCA
Eublepharis macularius is the source of this 4120-nucleotide messenger RNA. It is a transcript of the gene HSF4, whose product is annotated as heat shock transcription factor 4. The coding region runs from base 1 to 1083 and encodes 360 amino acids. Gene Ontology annotation, biological process: regulation of DNA-templated transcription. Lineage: Eukaryota; Metazoa; Chordata; Lepidosauria; Squamata; Eublepharidae. The record is from RefSeq and is a predicted model, not a curated record. The transcript is spliced from 12 exons. Gene Ontology annotation, molecular function: sequence-specific DNA binding; DNA-binding transcription factor activity.